Messenger RNA from Macrobrachium nipponense, 3720 nucleotides. RefSeq names its product serine/threonine-protein phosphatase alpha-2 isoform. The record is from RefSeq and is a predicted model, not a curated record. Gene Ontology annotation, cellular component: nucleus; cytoplasm. NCBI's taxonomy places the organism in Eukaryota, Metazoa, Arthropoda, Malacostraca, Decapoda, Palaemonidae. Bases 155 to 1144 code for a protein of 329 amino acids. The transcript has 7 exons. Gene Ontology annotation, molecular function: protein serine/threonine phosphatase activity.
CACAGCGCCGCUGCUGCCAUCUUGAAGAGUCGUGUUGCUAGUGGGGAAAGGGGGAAGCGAAACCGAGUGCGACAUUAAUCCGCGUUCAUCUGCUCUCCCGUUCGCCCUUCGGAGGAUUUCGGCGUCGCGACGCAACCUGUGACCCUCGCUUAUUAUGGCGGAGACGGACAAGCUCAACAUCGACAGCAUCAUCGCCAGAUUAUUGGAAGUGAGGGGGUCUCGUCCAGGAAAAAAUGUUCAGCUGACAGAGAAUGAAAUCAGAGGCUUGUGCCUGAAGUCACGAGAAAUUUUCCUAUCACAGCCAAUUCUUCUGGAGUUGGAAGCUCCCCUUAAAAUAUGUGGUGACAUCCAUGGACAGUACUAUGACCUCCUCCGAUUAUUUGAGUACGGAGGCUUCCCGCCAGAGUCCAACUACCUGUUUUUGGGCGACUACGUGGACCGUGGAAAACAGUCGCUUGAAACCAUAUGUCUCCUCCUAGCUUAUAAGAUAAAAUACCCAGAAAACUUUUUCCUGCUCAGAGGUAACCAUGAAUGUGCCUCCAUCAACAGAAUCUACGGCUUUUACGAUGAAUGCAAACGACGGUAUAACAUCAAAUUGUGGAAGACCUUCACAGACUGUUUCAACUGUUUACCUGUGGCAGCAAUUGUCGACGAAAAGAUCUUCUGUUGUCACGGAGGAUUGAGCCCCGACUUGCAAAGCAUGGAGCAGAUCAGGCGUAUCAUGAGACCAACUGACGUUCCUGACCAGGGUCUCCUCUGUGAUCUCUUGUGGUCAGAUCCUGACAAGGACACCAUGGGAUGGGGUGAGAAUGACAGAGGUGUCUCCUUCACCUUUGGAGCAGAAGUUGUUGCAAAGUUCUUACACAAGCAUGAUUUCGACCUUAUUUGCCGAGCCCAUCAGGUCGUUGAAGAUGGAUAUGAGUUCUUUGCGAAGAGACAGUUAGUGACACUUUUCUCAGCUCCAAAUUACUGCGGCGAGUUCGACAACGCUGGCGCCAUGAUGUCCGUGGAUGAAACACUCAUGUGCUCUUUCCAGAUACUUAAGCCGGCGGACAAAAAGAAGUUCCCCUACGGUGGCUUGAACACUGGCCGUCCCGUGACGCCGCCGCGAGGAGCUGCCAAUCAGAAGAACAAGAAGAAAUAGAAAUCUUAACAGUAUUUCUUAGGUUUGGUGAGAGCCAAAGUAUUGUAAUCUAAUUGGUUGGCCUUCAUUUAUCCUAUUUAUUUAUGCUCUUCUUAAGGAUAGACUUAUAAGUUAUUACAGCAAUAGAAGAUUAUUCUGUGGAUAAUGGGUUGGCCAGCAUUUCUUGAUGAAAAAAAUUCUUUUAGAUAUCUUUAGUUGCUUUAACGAUUCAAGUUAUGAACACAGACUGACACUUCACAUUUUCAUACCAGCACUUUUUUAUUUUAUUUUUUUUUUUCCCCUUCCAAAAAGAAUUUCUCAUAUUCGUUUCAGCGUCAGUUCAACUCGACAUCUGUUUCAAGUAACUUGGAAGAUGUGAGAAUUCAUUUUUAAGUUCAUUUUAUAAGUUUUAUGCUUGCGUCAUUAUGGACAUUUGCAGUAAUCAAAGAUCUAUCUGACCUUUUUAUUUUUGAAUCCUUUGGGUGCAUAACUGUGUUUACCUUCUGCACACAUUAGGAUAUGCGCUUGAAAACAUUCAGGGCAAGACAUAACAGGCAUAUUGCCUGCAUUUAUUCAGACAUGUCUUUAUUAUAAAGUAUUCAUACACAUCCAAACCUGUAGCUGUAUGUAUAUCGCAGGCCCGGGAGUCAGCCAUAUAGUUUUCAUUUCAGCCGCGAUUCGUGGGGCUGCCGCCGCAGGUCAAACUUGAUUACAACCUCAAUAAAUAGGUGGUCGUUGAACACGGAGCAAAGUUUUUCUAGCGUCUGAAAGCCAUCUAUUUUCUACGGUUAUACAUAUGUUGGGAUAAUGUUGCAACUGUGAUUUUCAGUGAAUUGGUUAAAUAUAUGCUUCUAUGUGAAAAGUCUGACUUUUCUCGAUACAGUGUGAAAUUGUGCGUUUAUAUACAUACGGUGCAUACAAAAUGUAUGCGUGCGACAUAUAUUCAGUCAGGUAUACCUAAUGUGUAUGCGAGUAUAGUAUGUACAGUUAUGUAUAUUUGCUGUGUAUAUAAAGUGUCUUUGUAUGCAACCCAGGUAUGUAUAUAGACACAGAUACAUAUAUGUAUGUCUACACAUGUUGUGUGUAAUGCCAUACAUAUAUGCUUAUAUAUGUGAAUGAAAUGAAUUAAAAAAAUAUCAGUGUGUAAAUAGUCACGGUAUUUAAUCACCUAUAAGCAUUUACGACUGUCCUUGUAUAAACUUGUAGGGCCCAAAGAUUAUAAGUUCUGGAGCAGCCUCUGUAUAGUUUAGAGAGCCUGCUUGCUAGGUUCAUGUACAAAUGCCCGUUUGCUGUAGAGUCAUGUAAAAAAAAGUUGAAAAAGAAGGCAAGAGGAGGAGCUGAGCUGGCUUCGCCCGAAGCUGGCACUCCUCGAAAAGGCUUAACUUUUCAGAAGACAGACAGUCAUCGCAGUGGUAGUUCAGGAUUCCACUCAGCCUUUGUACCCCUCAAACAAAACCGAUAGGAUACCUCGGUCAGUUUUCAGUUUUCUUUGCGUGAAAGGUGGGUCAAACUCGCUUGGAGAGGUGUCGUGGUCGUGGCGAAAUAUUCUUGCAGCUCAAAUAUGGUAAUAGUGUUUUAUUUGUAAAAUCUGGUUUUGAGAGUAAUUGGUGCCCGUUUUGCCACAGAGUUUUGUGCUCGAGGAAUCUGACUCUACGUCGCCUGUAUUUCAAAAUGCUACACCAGCUGACCUACCACUGCAUCUCUGUCCAAAUGUAUUCUUAUAUUUGGUGCAAAUUGAAUGUGGAAUUGGGUUUCUCCCUUUCCUUUUUCUGUCUUUUUAAUUUUUCCCCUUUGUUUGGGUAGCACUUUUUUUAUUAUUUUUUUUCCCCCUUUUUGUUGAAUGCAUGGGAUGGCUGUGUGGAUAAAGGAAAAAAUUCCGUGUGUAAAAGGAACAUUCUUGGUGUAGUGAAUUCUGUCUCUUUCUCAGUCUCGAUAGGACGCUGUUUAUAGUCUGAAGCAUUGAUUGGAAAAUGUAUUAAGCCCUUAGGCGAGGUGUGUCCUCAUUCUGCGGCGUGAAGUACACUUGUGUGUGUAUGCCUGGAUUGUAACACGAGAGGCCGAGAAGUUGCAUGCCUGUCCGCCCACUAACAACAGUUCAAACUGAUUUAGUGCGCACCCUGCUAUGCUCUGGGGACGCUAGUGGCCUGUGCGCUGUGACACUUCUCUCCUCUGUUUAGGAAAGCAUUUUCUGUUGACCUUGUCGUCCAUCUUUUUUGCUUUCAGGUAAUUACGAAAUCUACUGUACUGUAAAUCAUUGUUUCUGGAGUGUAAGGUUGAUUAUAUAUCUCAAUUUCUUUUUGUAUUAUCAUUAUAGCCAACUGUUAAUAUUAACCAGUAUCAUUUAUACUGGAUGUAUAUUAAUACAGUAUUAUAAUUUUCUCAUGAAUGUGGCUGUCCUAUUCAUUUGGAUCGUUUUGGUGUUUGCAACCUUCCCAAUGAAUUACGAGCAUUCAUUGUUUUAAAUCUUUUGAAGAAUUUUAUUUUGGAAAUAGGGAGAGCUUUACCCACAAUGGAUUGUAAGAAAAAUCAUUAGAUCAUAAAUGAAAAAGUGAUUUCAAGCCCCAUAGAAGGAAAAGUAAUAAAAAUGGAAAAAUGAA